GCGCAAGUAUCCAAUGUUCCAACAGGCCAAGAAAAUCCAUACAAAAAUAAUAAAGAAAAAACGACGGUCGACGGUCGACUUGUUUUCGAAAAUAAUUCGAAUUUAUCAGCUGUUUCGGGUGCCAGAGCGAGUCUCCUGACAUAGUUUCGUUUUUAUUUUUAAAUGGGUUUAUUAGCCAUGUGCAAAAUACGAUGGGCGCUAUUGCAUCGGUGCUGCAAUGGCAUUGUUCGAAUUGUAGCUUGAUCAAUCCCACCGAGAAAACCAAAUGUAUCAGAUGCGGAACGGCCAGACAACAAAAUCUGUCUGUAAACAAAGAAGUCUCCUCUUCGGAUGAUAUUGGAAAUUUUUUCAAGGGGAAUCAAAGUAAAAAUUGCACUGUGAUCAGGAGACCCAAGAGGAAUGAGUCGUUGGUAGAAGGAGAAGGACAUUGUAUUGACAGGUGCACUGACAAAAAAGAUUGUUCAGCUCUAGUAAGAAACACAUUAAUUAACACACUAUUGCUUAUAAGACAAAGAAACAACCGAAAAGCAAAAAGUGUAUCCCAAUCAAUUUUACAUAAAUCGAUCAGUUUACCGAACCUCAGCUACCAUACAGCAUUGUGCACCAAGUGCCAAGUAUCAUUCACCAACCAAUCCACUGUAUCAUUAUGCCUUCUUUGCAAUGAAAACUUAGAAACAAUGAACUUAACCGAGUCGCCCUGCAAAGUCUGCGCUCUAGGACAACCCAAUUAUAAAAACUACGAAAUUUUAAAUUACGAACGUUGCAAAUGUCAGAGGCCCCCAGACUUGCUUUGUUUGUCUACUAUCAGAAGCGUCAGUUGUUCGGUAGAUCAGAAGACGGAUCCCGAAAAUGUUCAGUACAAUAAUGUAAGGACAACAGCUAGUGGGAUUAAUGGAGACAGCAAUUCAGCUACUAGUAGCGCUAAUAUUAUGUGGGCAGUCAAAAAAGGCACUACCUGGACUUGCAAGAGAUGUACUUUGCUGAAUAGUGCUGAUAUUAAUGUGUGCGAGGCCUGCGAAGCCACCUAUGCACCUGAUUUUAAUAGUAAUGUUACUCCUAGUGUGAUUAUUAAGGUCGAUAAUUGGGCAGAUAACGAAGCUCUGCGUAAUCCCACUCAAAAACCGCCGCCCUAUCGAAGAUCAUUUUCUGAAUUGCCCCAUUCGCCUAAUCUCAUGCCCAAUCACAAUCGCAGGAGCCUGGACAGCGACUUGUUACAAUUAAACUUUCCGAAAUCCAGCAAUUCAAUGACCGACAUUCAAUCCACUCAGUUGCAAUACUCACAUUUGUUUGGCGAAUUGAACAGGCAACCUAGUAUAUCUUCUAGAGGAAGAAAUCUCAAUCGAAGCACCAGUGAUAUUCAUAAAGAAAGCAUGAAUAGUACUUUAUAUACAUACAUUGGAAUGAGCGAGCCAGACAGAGAAAAGCUACACUUCUAUGAAAAUCAAAGCAUUAUAAGUGAACAACGUAGAUCGGCUGGAGAUUUCGAUAUGAGCGAGCACGAUAGAAUUAUGAAUAUGUUGCAACACAACAAUCCUUUAACCAGUUCGUGGUUGGCCAACGAAAGGAGAUGGACUUGUAGGCAAUGUUCGUUCGCCUAUAACGAUAUAAAUGCUAAUAAAUGUGAUAUUUGUAAGAGUUUGAGAACGCCGCCCUCUCUCAAUCAACCUUCGACAAUAACUAUGACAGCUGAUAGGCCCAGUCAAUCUUCUAGUGGACUGUCACCAAGUUGGGUUCAUUCCAACGAAGGCCAAGUCCCAAUAGCUACGUUGGAUCAAGGAUUAGAAGAUGAUUUUCAAUUGCUACCAGGCAUAGAUUCCUCUGAAGACCAAAAAUGGACAUGCAAAAAAUGUACCCUAGUAAACCAAGGCGGUUCUCUGAUCUGUGACGCCUGUUGCGGCUCCAAACUGAAAUCCCUAACAAUAAAUCAAGACAUGACUUUGAAAAAGGGCGAGUUUUGGAAUUGCAGCAAGUGCACCCUGAAAAAUUCCCUGUCGUCAUCUGUAUGUAAAGUAUGCAAGACAGAAAAGGGCUUGGACGUCAGACAAUCGAGUCGCAGUCCGUCGCCGUUGCACAAUUUGAGAAAACUGAGAAACGGGCGCGAAAAAAAAAUGCCUCAGCUGAAAGAUAAAUUCAAUGUGACAACUGAAGAGGAUUUAACCCAUAUUCCAAACACAUCAAAACAAGUUCAAAUGUGGACGUGCACCAUAUGCACAUUUGAAAACGCAAAAUCUCAAUUUAUCUGUGAUAUGUGUCAGAAAUUGAGGGUUAAUCUCAAUUCCGGACCGCCCGAAGAUCCUCCGCGUCUCACUCAGGAGGAACUUAGCAAUAAACAUUGGAAUUACAUUGUAAGAUAUUGCAAACUAAAAAAACAAAGUUACGUUGACGACGAUUUUCCACCAAUGCCCACUAGCCUCUAUUACAAUCCCGACGAGAACAAAGACGCUUUUACGAUAAAAUGGCGCAGACUAAAAGACAUAGUCGUAGAGGAAAAAGAAAACGACCUGCCUUGGGCCGUUUUUCGGAUGCCUCAACCAUCGGAUAUAUCUCAAGGUGUGUUAGGUAACUGCUGGUUACUGAGUGCCUUAGCCGUAUUAUCGGAACGAGAAGAACUCCUAAGAGCCAUUCUCAUUACGCGCAUUCACUGCCCUCAAGGUGCUUAUCAAGUAAGACUAUGCAAAGAUGGCGUUUGGGUUACUGUUUUGGUCGACGAUUUUUUCCCUUGUGAUAAAAAAUACCAUUUGCUAUAUUCACAGGCCAAAAGAAAACAACUUUGGGUGCCUCUAAUCGAAAAGGCUGUUGCUAAAAUACAUGGCUGCUAUGAAGCUUUGGUAUCGGGAAGGUCUUUGGAAGGUUUGGCGACCCUGACCGGGGCACCGUGCGAGUCUAUACCGUUGCAAGUUUCUUCGUUUCCUUCUAAUGAAGAAGAAUUGGAUAUCGAUCUUAUAUGGGCCCAAUUACUUUCUUCACGUCAAGCCAUGUUCUUAAUGGGUGCUUCUUGCGGCGGAGGAAAUAUGAAAGUUGACGAAUUAGAAUACAGUUCCAAAGGCUUGAGGCCUCGGCAUGCUUAUUCGCUUCUAGACGUUAGAGAUUUGGAAGGUCAAAGACUGUUAAAGUUAAGAAAUCCUUGGGGCCAUUUUGUAUGGAAAGGUGAUUGGUCGGACAACUCUACUCUAUGGACAAUGUAUCUGAGAAGCGAGCUGAUGCCGGAGGGGCCGCAAGAUGGUACUUUUUGGAUAUCGUUCAAUGACGUACUGAAGUACUUCGAUUGUAUCGACAUUUGUAAAGUACGAUCGGGCUGGAAUGAAGUUAGGUUGAAUGGAAUUUUGCCUCCUUUAGCCAGCCAACAGCAUCUUUCUUGUAUAUUGUUGACGAUAUUGGAACCGACAGAGGUGGAUUUUACUUUGUUUCAGAAAGGGCAAAGAAAAUCUGAAAAGUCCCAAAGAUCUCAGCUAGAUUUAUGCGUAGUGUUAUUCAAAGCUAGACAGGGGACCACAAUAGGUAGUUUAGUAGAGCACAGCAAGAGGCAAGUGCGAGGAUUCGUAGGUUGCUGUAAAAUGCUAGAACCUGGCGAGUACGUUGUCGUUCCUUUGGCGUUUAAUCAUUGGCAUACAGGGUUAGACGAUAUCACUGCUUAUCCAAAGUACGUUCUAGGUAUUCACAGUUCGAAAAAACUGCUUGCCGAACACAUAAAGCCUCCGAACAACAUCCUAGCCGAUUCAAUAAUAUCUCUAACGUUAGCCAGAGGGCAACGGCACGAAGGUAGAGAAGGAAUGACGGCGUAUUAUUUGACCAAAGGCUGGGCCGGUUUGGUCGUGAUGGUCGAAAACAGGCACGAAAACAAGUGGAUUCACGUGAAAUGCGAUUGCCAGGAGAGUUAUAACGUAGUUUCGACAAGAGGGACUUUGAAAACUGUGGAUUCUGUGCCACCACUUACUAGACAGGUUAUUAUUGUAUUGACACAGCUGGAAGGUAGCGGUGGUUUUUCGAUAGCGCACAGAUUAACUCAUAGAUUAGCGAAUUCGCACACUUUGUACGAUUGGGGCCCGAUCGGUGCCUGUCACGAUCCCGAAUUGGACCAUCAGACAAGCGGUUUGCAUUCGCCUCGACUUUUUUAGAUAAGAAACGAGUUUUUUUUUUUGUGAAAUAUUUAAAAUAAUUUUAAUUUUUUUUCAAUAGAAAAGAGUUUUAAUUUUUUAUUUCACAUCGAAUCAAUUUUAUUUAAUAAAAUCGAGUAGACAAUCUCAAAUAAUUUAUUUAGGAUGCUUUGUUAUUUUAUUUCAUUAUUAUUGUGAUAGAAGCUGUUAUUGAUAGGAAUUUGCAUUAGGAUAAAGAACUGAUUAAGUAUUAUAUUAGUAGAGACAGCUCCUGGAGUAUUUUGAUUGAAUUUUGAAGUUAAUCAUACAGUUUAAUUUGUUAAAAAUAAUCAUCUCCCCUUGUUAUGUAUAGCUUUGUUCCAACCCAGGAGGGAACCGUACAGUUGCGAUAAAAAAAAAGUAGUACAAGAUAAAUCUCCAAAAUCUCCUGGUCUAUUAUAAAUUAAUUUAAUUCAUAACCAAAAAUGACAUAUUUUUGGCAUUUUUCAACAAGUUUUUAACCUAGAAAGCUUCAGAUGACAUUAUUUUGACAUUUUUCCACCCGUUUUUAACCUAGAAUAUGUCAUUGCCUGUCAAAAUUUUGUAUGUUACACCGGGAGCUCAAAUUGGGGUUAAUAAUUUUUGUACUACUUUUUUUUUUAUCGCAACUUUACAUUUCACUAUGAGAAUUCUGCACAAAAUGUAAAAUUCGUAUACAGAGUAAGUUCCGAAGUUGGGGCGGUUUUUUGGCGGCUUGGAACAAACCUAAUACAUCCGGCCGGGGAUUCUAAAAUCAUGAUUCGACAUACGACUCCUAGGUUAGAAAUCUCAUUGGAAUCAUACAUUUCGAGACGACUGGUCCGGUAUCGAGUUGCGUCUCGUUGUCGAAUCGUGAUUUUAGAAUCUCGGCCCAGGCAUGAAGUUAUUCCAUAAAAACUAUGAUUAUCUUUACGAAAAAUUAAUAAUUUAUUGUAAGCACAAAAGUAAUUUUGGUUUUUGUUGAGUCUCAUUUUAUAUUAUGUUUGUACAAAAAUGUAUAUUAUAUUUUAUUUAUUUCUAAGUCAGAAAUAAGCAACAAUAAAGCAGGAAAAGGAUUAUUUUUGGUUGUUAUAAUUAUUAUUGUUAAUUGCUCUUAAAAUUUUUGAUAUUGUUAUAAAUAAUUUGUUGUUGUGGAUAAGUUUUUUUUUUUUUUUCAAGCAGGGUUCUACAGGUUGCCAAUAAUUUAAAAACAAACAAUGGGCUAUAACUUUUAAACCAAAAAAAAAUAAAAUAAAAGUUGGGACAUGUUUGUUCAAAAGGGGUAGGUAAUAUUUCUGUGAUCAUCAUAGGCAAUCACUCGAUACCAAGUAUGAUUAUCUUCUAUUCUAUUCUUAUUAAACCAAUUCUGGAGCCGCACACACUUUCACAGAUGGCACAAGAUAGAGAUGCUUGGUGGAUGGAUUCGUUCAAUAAAUUCACAUUUUUAUUUUCUAAUUUGAGAGAAAAUUUUUGAAAAAUGACCACUGGGAUAAAAUUCAUAUGGAAAUAUAAUUUUUUGUUUGAAAAAAAAUUAUAGCUAGUUGUUCGUUUUUAUUAAUUUUUCACCCUCCAAGUUGAAAUCUACACAUUUAUUUCACACAAAACUGAACUAUUUUUAAAUAACUCGAAGGUGCAAAUUUGUUGUAUAUAGGUAUCAAUAAUUAUUAACUGAUUUUGUGAUUUUUUUUUUUUGUUAAAAACUAAUUCCAUAUGGUAAUUUUUUAGAAUAUUAAAAUAUUUAUUGUAUUUAAUUAAUUUUAUUUUGUUGUAUAUCUGUGAUGCAACUGAUCUAUGGGUCAGUUGUAAAAUAAUAAUUAAUUGUUAGUUUUCAAUUCUAUCAAUUUAAAAAUGGUUUAAUUUUAAUUGGUUGAUUGAUGACAAUUUCAUCAAAAUAUAACUUCAGUGAAAUUUGUAGUUGAUUUAUCUCAUUUUUAAUUUUUGAUUGUUGUUUAAGAGGUUUUUAAUUUAAGUGGUUUAAAUAAGUAAUUAAAAAUAUCGCUGUAAGAAAUAAAAAGCUUUGGAUAGUUACACAAGUUGUAUUUAUCCCUGAAAACAUAUUGGGCUUCGUAGUGUAUGAAAAAAAAAAAAAAUACCUUCAAAAUAUAUAAUAAUUUAAAUGACAGGAACCUGAAUCAAGAAACUACAAUUUAAGGAAUAUUUAAAGCUGAAUAAAGCCCUUAUGAAACCAAUAAACUUACAGGUUUAACUCAAUUUUCUCAAAACUACUUAGUUGAAUUCCUAUUUAGCAUUUUCUCAAGGGAAAAUGAAUCGGCUGUUUUCAAAUUCACAAUUACUACAUAUUUUCAUAGAAAAUAAGUUAUUUCUAAAUUUUGUCUCCAGGGAAUGGAAGUUAUACAUUUCGAAGGUUUUGAACAAUAUAGGAAACCUCCGAGGGCGCAUUUUGGGCUCCAUCGUUUUUGUCAGCAAUAUGUAUGUAUGUCAUUUUACACUCUCAUAAAUAGACCAUGUUACUGGAAUGAUCCAGAAAAAUGGAGCAUUAGAUACAGGGACUUAAAAUGCAAAAAAGAGAGUUAGACAAUCGAUAAUGGAACAUUAUUGCAAUUUAUUUGAAUUUGAAAUUACUACUGAAUAUUUUGUUUGUUGUUUUGGGUUUGUACUUGAACAUAAUCCUUAACAAUUCUUAAACAGCCAAAGUAUUUAAUUUUCAGUUUGCUUUCACCUUCAGCACAGCGAUUUUCAAAUUCUUGCAAAAGCAAUCUGCAGAAUUUUCUUUGUAGUUCUGUGAGGUCAGGUUUGAUGUAAUUGCCUUCUUCUUAAUAUACUUAAAUAUAGAUAUACUGCAUGAAAUAAAGCGUUAGAAGGAACUGGUAGAUAAAAACAAUAAUUAUUAUUCCAAAUUAACUACAAAAUUACUGUUUUAGAUCUUAUCAACACUAAAUAAUAUAAUAAAGAAAUAUUCCUUGCCACUUAAAAAAAAAUGCAAUAGUUAUUCAGCCUUAAAAAUUACUGUUGCGUUUGAAAAAAUAUAAUAUCGUCAGCAGCAAUAGCUGUUGUAGUUUUUGUAUUACCAUCAUCUCCUUUCAUUUCCCCAUAAGUAAUUUUACCGGUGACGUGCACCCUUUGGCCUUUUUUCAGGAAAUUCAACACGGUUUCUCUAAGGCCAGGUUUGAAACAUACUAUUCGGUGCCAUUCAGUUCUUUGUAAAAAUUCUCCCGAUUCGUAUCGGUAGUUGGUGUGAGUUGCUAGCGAAAAAACUGCUAUGGGGUGGUCGUCUGAACCUUUUCUUUGAGGAUCAGCACCUACCCUACCCAGUAGUGUGACAGUAUUAAUU
Ceutorhynchus assimilis (cabbage seed weevil) is the source of this 7383-nucleotide messenger RNA. The record is from the annotation of a GenBank genome assembly. NCBI's taxonomy places the organism in Eukaryota, Metazoa, Arthropoda, Insecta, Coleoptera, Curculionidae.